AGUUUAGGGUUAGGUUGCCAGUUAGGCUUUUGAAUCUAGGGUUUCUGUUGGACUGCCACAGAUUUUCUUAGAAGAUGAAGAAGAAGAAGAACAAUAAAACAACCGUAGAAGGCAAGUUCCGAUUCGACCUCGACACCUGCUCCAAGCGCAGGGAUCUCUCUGGCGCCGUCGCACUCUUCGAAUCCGCAGUUUCCCAAAAUUUCCGUCUCAUUCACUACCACUUCAAUGCUCUUCUCUACCUCUGCACUAUAUCAAUCGAUGAACCUUCCUCCAAAGCUCUAGCCCUAGACUAUGGUUUUCGCAUAUUCGAUCACAUGGUUAACAGCGGCGACCCCAACGAGGCCACCAUCACCGCCGUCGCCCGCCUGGCCGCCGCGAAGUCUGACGGGGAUCUCGCGUUCGAGGUGGUCCGAACAAUGGGGAAGUUUGAGCUCUCGCCGCGGCUGCGGACGUAUGGGCCCGCGUUGUUCUGGUUUUGCGCGAACUUGGAGGGCGAAAAGGCGUGGGCUGUGGAGGAGCAUAUGGUUUCGAUGGGGGUGCAUCCGGAGGAGCCGGAGCUGGCCGCGCUGUUGAAGGUGAGCGCGGAGAUGGGGAGAGGAGAUAAGGUGUAUGCAUAUUUGCAUAAGCUGAGAACCGCCGUGAGGAGCGUCAGUGAGUCGACUGCGGAGAUUAUUGAGGGUUGGUUCUGCGGUGAAGCGGCUUCGGAGGUGGGCGGUGUGGAUUGUUGUUUGGGUGCGAUUGAAGAGGUGGCAUUGAAGAACGGGGGUGGUUGGCACGGGCAAGGGUGGAUUGGGAAAGGGAAGUGGUUGGUUUGUAGAGCCAAAGUUGAUUCGAGUGGCCAAUGUGGUUCUUGCAGGGAGCAGUUGGCUACUGUUGACAUUGAUGGGGCUGAGACGGAGACGUUUUUAGAGUCAGUUGCGGCCAUGGCAAUGGAAAGGGAAGUCCGGUCCAAUUUUCGGGAGUUUCAGGAUUGGCUGGACAAGCAUGAUGAUUAUGAAGCUAUUGUGGAUGGAGCAAAUAUUGGGCUCUACCAACAGAAUUUUGCCAACGGUGAAUUUAGUAUCCCUCAGCUUGAUGCUGUUGUGAAAGAAUUGUAUGAUAGGAGCCAAAAGAAGCGGCCUCUAGUCAUCUUGCACAAUAAACGUUUUCGGAAACUUUCAGAAAAUGCUUCCAAUCGAAAGCUGCUUCAGGAGUGGUUGACGCAAGGUGUGCUUUACACGACACCAAAUGGAUCCAAUGAUGAUUGGUAUUGGCUCUAUGCUGCUGUAAAACUCAAGUGUUUGCUUGUGACAAAUGAUGAAAUGCGAGAUCACAUUUUUGAACUCCUAGGAAGCAGCUUUUUUCUCAAAUGGAAAGAAAGACAUCAAGUUCGAUAUACAUUCGUUAAGGGUAAUGUGAAACUUCUGAUGCCGCCUUCAUAUUCUUUAUUCAUCCAGGAAUCUGUGAAGGGAACAUGGCAUGUGCCCGUAGCAAGCGAAAGCAGUGAUGAGUCUUUGAGAACGUGGCUCUGCAUUACUAGGCCCAGCUCACAUGAACUCAAUGGUAAAGCUUCAGUGAACCUGGAAACUUGUGAAAUUGAUCGACAAGAAAAAUGUGAUUUUAAAUUGAGCUCCUGUAAGUCAGAGGGUCUCAGAAAUGGCAGUUGUGAGAACAAAACCACAACAAUGACAGGUAAACGAAAAGAUAGGUCACCAUCUCCAUCCCCGUCCCCAAUGCAGCGGCACUAAUCCUAUUUAUAGCCUGCUUGUGUGGGCAGCAACCAAUUCAGUUGGCUUACAUGAUGGGGAACAUCAACUUGUCGUAAGUUCUACGAUCUUGCGGAUAGAGCUUUGUUUUUUUUGAGUAAUUUUGAUAAAUUAUGUGUAGUAAUGGUGUGCUUUUUGAUAAUCAAGCCCUCGAUCCCUCUCAAUGCUCUACUUUGGGUUUACCUUGAAACCCUUUAAUAUAUGCCGUGAUAUUUCAUGUUUGGAAUGGAGAGUAAAAUUUUGUGGGUU
Vitis riparia (riverbank grape) is the source of this 1994-nucleotide messenger RNA. RefSeq names its product proteinaceous RNase P 2-like. Gene Ontology annotation, molecular function: protein binding; ribonuclease P activity. Gene Ontology annotation, biological process: tRNA 5'-leader removal. NCBI's taxonomy places the organism in Eukaryota, Viridiplantae, Streptophyta, Magnoliopsida, Vitales, Vitaceae. The record is from RefSeq and is a predicted model, not a curated record.